CUGAGCGGAUGUGCUCCAGCGCGAUAUUCAGCGCAUCAAUUAUGUAUGGGGAAAUGGCAGCUCAGAGAGCAGGCGGACCGCGGUAACGUCAUUAUGGAGCACGCGGGCUGAGCGCAUUUUCGCGGGCAUUCAGCUUCCCUGGCCCGUGAAAGCUGGAUUGCAGGAGCAUCGCUCCCAUGGAGAGAGGCAAGCGUCGCGGGACAGAGUCCCAUGUCUGUGUCUGAUAACAGCGCCACAAUCCUCAUCGGCGAGGGUUCAGCCGAUUCUUACACCAGUCGCCCCUCGGACUCCGACGUGUCUGUGGAGGAGGACCAGGAGGCGGGUCGGCGUGACGCCGAACGCCAGGCCCAGCUGCAGGUCGAGAGAGCCAAGGCCAAACCGGUGGCGUUUGCGGUCAAGACAAAUGUGGGCUACUGUGGGGCGCUGGACGAAGAAUGCCCGGUUCAGGGACUGGCGGUCAACUUCGAAACCAAAGACUUUCUGCACAUCAAAGAGAAGUUUAAUAAUGACUGGUGGAUCGGGAGGCUGGUGAAGGAGGGGGCUGACAUCGCCUUCAUCCCCAGCCCCCUCCGGCUGGAGGCCAUCAGACUCAAGCAGGAGCAGAAACAGCAGAGGAAGAUGGGCGGGAACACCACAGGGGCGGCCGGCCGGAGGACCACGCCCCCUUCUGCAGCCAAACAGAAGCAGAAGCAGACAGAACAGCUCCCCCCGUACGAUGUGGUCCCUUCCAUGCGGCCCGUGGUUCUGGUCGGACCGUCUCUCAAAGGCUACGAGGUGACAGAUAUGAUGCAGAAGGCUCUCUUCGACUUCCUGAAGCACAGGUUUGAUGGCAGGAUUUCCAUCACACGGGUAACAGCUGAUCUGUCUCUGGCCAAAAGAUCUGUCCUCAACAAGAGAGCCAUUCUGGAGAGGUCCAACACGCGCUCCAGUCUGGCGGAGGUCCAGAGCGAAAUCGAGCGGAUAUUUGAGCUGGCCAAGACCCUGCAGCUGGUGGUGCUGGACGCUGACACCGUUAACCACCCGACGCAGCUGUCCAAAACCUCGCUCGCCCCCAUCAUCGUCUACGUCAAAGUGUCCUCACCCAAGGUGCUGCAGAGGCUGAUUAAAUCUCGGGGGAAGUCUCAGAGUAAACACCUCAAUGUACAAAUGAUGGCAGGAGACAAGCUAGCCCAAUGUCCCCCUGACAUGUUCGAUGUCAUUCUGGAUGAAAACCAGCUGGAGGACGCCUGUGAACACCUGGCUGAAUACCUGGAAAUCUACUGGCGGGCUACACACCUGCCUGGCUCCGCCCCCAUCAACCCCCUUCUUGAGCCGAACCCAAUAACCCCGCCCUCGGCCAACUCCAGCCUCCAGUUCUCUGAGACGCAGGAGUUAAUCGAGUGACCACUCACAGCCCAGGACCCAGCUGUCACAUGGGUGCAGGACUGGGGGCGGGCCUGGGAGGGCAGUCCCCGCGCCCUCCGCCCAAAGCCAACGGGGGGUGCCCUCUGCAACUGCACCUGGAAGAAGACGAGGAGGAGGAGGAGGAAGAGGAAGGUGACUCACCCCAGCCGUGCCUGCACGUACCACCGCAAGGCCCCCGCCCCACUGUAGCGACUCCUCCAGCUUACACUGCGCCGAUGGGACAGCCUGCGCCAGAGAACCGCCACAAGCACAACAGCCUCCACCGCCCGUGUACCAGGUCACUCUACCACUGCCAAGACCUAGAGAGGGGGGAGAGGGAGGGGAGGGAACGGUCACUAACCGGCAGAGACGGUCAUUAAAGUUCGGGAAUGGUCACUAAUGGUCAGGAACGGUCACUAAGUCAGGAAGUCACCAAGUCAGGAACCGUCACUAAUGGUCAGGAACCGUCACUAAUGGUCAGGAACCGUCACUAAUGGUCAGGAACCUUCACUUACGGUCAGGAACCGUCACUAACGGUCAGGAACGGUCACUCCAAAUAUAAAUUAUUAUUUAAGUUCCAUUCCUUUUGAGCCAACAGAAUACAAUGUACAGUUCUUAAAUUCUAAGCAAGGGAAAGAUCUUGAUCCAUAAAUAUUUUGGUUUUGAUGCCCAGACAGCCAACUGGGUUGUGACAGCCCUAGUCUAAAAGGAAAUUUCAGUUUGUCUGGCUCUAGAUUUACUAAAAUCCCCUGAAAUCAUUGCUUUACUUAUAGGACUCAGUACAAGGUAUGUAAAUCUCAUGAUAAAAGUUCUAAAAUUAAAGAAAAAUCAAUAAAUUUAAUAUUAUUUUGGGGAAGGGCCAUAAAUACAGUAACCAAUGUAUUGUGCAUAUCUCUCAUUGCAUGUGUCAAUCUUGCUUCCAAUUAUAAAUACCAUGAAUACAAUAGCUGUAUUUAUAUUGGAGCUAUUUGCUCAUAAAAUUCAGGAAAAAUCAUAAAAACCACAUAUGCGUAUAUAUCAGUAUUUGGCUGUAGAAAGCAUCCAAAGGUCUUUUUACAUAUUUACAGGAUAUUACACAGUCAUGUAAAUAGAAUGGGCCGUAUGCUGGGGACCCAUUUUGAGGUUUAUCGUUCAGCAUAUUUAAAUGACAUGCAUUCAUAUAGUAUUCAUUAUUAUUUAUGAUUGCACUUACUGUAUAUAGAAUUUAUUGACAGGGUUUUGAGCAUGCAGGAGGGUGUGUAGCACCAUACAUAUUUCAGCAGUCAUGUCUUAUAAUUAACAGUGUGUUUUAUGCCCAAUGUGUCUUCUUCUGGCCUCUUCAUGGCACAGUUUGAUUGUCAUAGAGAGGGUGAUGUCAUCCCUAUCAUAAAUAACACUGGAACAUAGCAUUGGAUCCACCCUUUCCACUGUAUAGCCAAUCACAACAUGGCAAAAGCCAGUUCCCAGUCAUUGCUGUGUGCGCUCUGAGCAGAAAUCAUUCAUCUCCAGGGAGACUAUGCACGCUACCACUGUUAAAACAGAGUAAACAAAUGAAAGUUGCCAUGUAGGUAAACAGCUGCUGUAGAUUUGGGUUGGCGCUUUAGCUAAAUAACCUUUAGCCAUUUACGCUAGUGGCUUACCUGAUCUGGGACCAGAUACAGGCGCUGCAGGAGAGCUGGACAAUGAGGGAAAACACACACACACACACACACACGCACAUGCACACGCACAGCACAGCACUGAUACACCCACAUGCACGCGUACAUACACCCUGUACUGAGAGAACGUGCACACACACACACACACACACACACACACACACACACACACAC
Molecule: messenger RNA, 3194 nt
Organism: Anguilla anguilla (European eel)
Lineage: Eukaryota; Metazoa; Chordata; Actinopteri; Anguilliformes; Anguillidae
Gene: cacnb3b
Product: calcium channel, voltage-dependent, beta 3b
Exons: 14
Coding region: 211-1383 (390 amino acids)
Biological process (GO): neuromuscular junction development; regulation of voltage-gated calcium channel activity; chemical synaptic transmission
Cellular component (GO): voltage-gated calcium channel complex
Molecular function (GO): high voltage-gated calcium channel activity; protein binding
Source: RefSeq, a predicted model, not a curated record